Molecule: messenger RNA, 4616 nt
Organism: Molossus molossus (Pallas's mastiff bat)
Lineage: Eukaryota; Metazoa; Chordata; Mammalia; Chiroptera; Molossidae
Gene: CPS1
Product: carbamoyl-phosphate synthase 1
Exons: 41
Coding region: 6-4547 (1513 amino acids)
Biological process (GO): L-arginine biosynthetic process; L-glutamine metabolic process; 'de novo' pyrimidine nucleobase biosynthetic process
Cellular component (GO): carbamoyl-phosphate synthase complex; cytoplasm
Molecular function (GO): carbamoyl-phosphate synthase (glutamine-hydrolyzing) activity; ATP binding; metal ion binding
Source: RefSeq, a predicted model, not a curated record
UCCUGAUGAAAAUGAUGGAAGAAUCACAAAUCAACAUCUUCAAAAUGACGAGGAUUUUGACAGCUUGCAAAGUGGUGAAGACCCUGAAGACCGGUUUUGGCUUUACCAAUGUGACUGCGCAACAUCAAUGGAAAUUUUCAAGACCUGGCAUUAGGCUCCUCUCUGUCAAGGCACAGACAGCACACAUUGUCCUGGAAGAUGGAACUAAGAUGAAGGGUUACUCCUUCGGCCAUCCGUCCUCUGUUGCUGGUGAAGUGGUUUUUAAUACUGGCCUGGGAGGGUACCCGGAAGCUAUUACUGAUCCUGCCUACAGGGGUCAGAUUCUGACCAUGGCCAAUCCUAUCAUCGGGAACGGGGGAGCCCCUGACACGAAGGCGCUGGAUGAAAUGGGACUUAGCAAAUAUUUGGAGUCUGAUGGAAUCAAGGUUGCAGGUUUGCUGGUGCUGAAUUACAGCAAUGACUACAACCACUGGCUGGCCACCAAGAGUCUAGGGCAAUGGCUGCAGGAAGAAAAGAUCCCUGCAAUUUAUGGAGUGGAUACAAGAAUGCUGACUAAAAUAAUUCGGGAGAAGGGCACCACGCUUGGGAAGAUUGAAUUUGAAGGUCAGUCUGUGAAUUUUGAGGAUCCAAAUAAGCAGAAUUUGAUUGCUGAGGUUUCAACCAAGGAUGUCAAGGUGUAUGGCAAAGGAAACCCCACAAAAGUGGUAGCUGUAGACUGUGGGAUCAAAAACAACGUAAUCCGCCUACUAGUCAAGCGCGGAGCUGAAGUGCAUUUGGUCCCCUGGAAUCAUGAUUUCACCAAGAUGGAGUACGAUGGGCUUUUGAUUGCCGGAGGACCCGGGAACCCAGCUCUCGCACAACCGCUGAUUCAGAACGUGAAAAAGGUUUUGGAGAGUGACCGCAAAGAGCCAUUGUUCGGAAUCAGCACAGGAAAUCUAAUAAUAGGAUUAGCUGCCGGUGCCAAAUCCUACAAGAUGUCCAUGGCCAACAGAGGGCAGAAUCAGCCUGUUUUGAAUGUGACAAACAGACAGGCUUUCAUUACAGCUCAGAAUCAUGGCUAUGCCCUGGAAAACACCCUUCCUGCUGGCUGGAAGCCACUUUUUGUGAAUGUCAACGAUCAAACCAACGAGGGUAUCAUGCACGAAAGCAAGCCCUUUUUCGGUGUGCAGUUCCACCCAGAGGUCAGCCCGGGGCCGACAGACACGGAGUAUCUGUUUGAUUCCUUUUUCUCACUGAUAAAGAAGGGGAAAGGAACCACUAUUACAUCGGUUCUACCAAAACCCGCUCUCGUUGCAUCUCGAAUUGAGGUUUCCAAAGUCCUUAUCCUCGGAUCGGGUGGUCUGUCCAUUGGUCAGGCAGGUGAAUUUGAUUACUCAGGAUCACAAGCUGUAAAAGCCAUGAAGGAAGAAAAUGUCAGAACUGUCCUGAUGAACCCAAACAUUGCAUCGGUACAGACCAACGAGGUGGGCUUAAAACAAGCAGAUUCCGUCUACUUUCUCCCCAUCACCCCUCAGUUUGUCACAGAGGUCAUCAAGGCAGAGCGGCCAGAUGGGUUAAUUCUGGGCAUGGGUGGCCAAACAGCUCUGAACUGCGGAGUGGAACUAUUCAAGAGAGGAGUACUCAAGGAGUAUGGCGUGAAAGUCCUGGGGACCUCAGUUGAAUCCAUUAUGGCCACAGAAGACAGGCAACUGUUCUCGGACAAACUAAAUGAGAUUAAUGAAAAGAUUGCUCCAAGCUUUGCUGUGGAAUCGAUUGAGGAUGCCUUGAAAGCAGCAGACACCAUUGGCUACCCAGUGAUGAUCCGUUCUGCCUAUGCCCUGGGUGGGUUAGGCUCAGGCAUCUGUCCUAAUAAAGAAACCUUAGUGGACCUCAGCACAAAGGCCUUUGCUAUGACCAACCAGAUCCUGGUGGAGAGGUCAGUGACAGGUUGGAAAGAAAUAGAAUAUGAAGUUGUCCGAGAUGCUGAUGACAAUUGUGUCACUGUGUGUAACAUGGAAAAUGUUGAUGCCAUGGGCGUUCAUACAGGUGAUUCUGUUGUUGUGGCUCCUGCCCAGACACUCUCCAAUGCGGAGUUUCAGAUGUUGAGACGCACCUCAGUCAACGUCGUUCGCCACUUGGGCAUCGUGGGUGAAUGCAACAUUCAGUUUGCCCUUCAUCCGACCUCAAUGGAAUACUGCAUCAUUGAAGUGAAUGCCAGACUGUCCCGAAGCUCUGCCCUGGCCUCAAAGGCCACUGGCUACCCAUUGGCAUUCAUUGCUGCAAAGAUUGCCCUAGGAAUCCCACUUCCAGAAAUCAAGAAUGUCGUAUCAGGGAAGACCUCAGCCUGCUUUGAACCUAGCCUGGAUUACAUGGUUACUAAGAUUCCUCGCUGGGAUCUUGAUCGUUUCCAUGGAACAUCAAGCCGAAUUGGUAGCUCUAUGAAGAGUGUAGGAGAGGUCAUGGCUAUUGGCCGCACCUUUGAGGAGAGCUUCCAGAAGGCCCUCCGGAUGUGCCACCCAUCCAUAGAUGGUUUCACUUCCCGCCUCCCAAUGAACAAAGACUGGCCUUCGAACCUAGAUCUCAAAAGAGAGCUGUCGGAUCCAUCCAGCACCCGCAUCUAUGCCAUUGCCAAGGCUCUGGAAGACAACAUGUCCCUUGAUGAGGUUAUGAAGCUCACAGCCAUUGACAAAUGGUUUUUGUAUAAGAUGCGUGACAUUUUAAACAUGGAAAAGACAUUGAAAGGACUCAACAGCGAGUCCGUCCCAGCAGAAACCCUGAAAAAGGCCAAGGAGAUUGGGUUCUCAGACAAGCAGAUUUCCAAAUGUCUCAAGCUGACUGAGGCCCAGACAAGGGAGCUGAGAUUAAAGAAAAACAUCCACCCUUGGGUGAAACAGAUUGAUACACUGGCUGCAGAAUACCCAUCAGUAACGAACUACCUCUAUGUUACCUACAACGGUCAGGAGCAUGACAUCAAUUUUGAUGAACAUGGAAUGAUGGUGCUGGGCUGUGGUCCAUAUCACAUUGGCAGCAGUGUGGAAUUUGAUUGGUGCGCUGUCUCCAGUAUCCGCACACUGCGUCAACUUGGCAGGAAGACUGUGGUGGUGAAUUGCAACCCUGAGACCGUGAGCACAGACUUUGAUGAGUGUGACAAACUGUACUUUGAAGAGCUGUCUUUGGAAAGAAUCUUGGAUAUCUACCAUCAGGAGGCAUGCAGUGGCUGCAUCAUAUCAGUCGGAGGCCAGAUUCCAAACAACCUGGCGGUCCCUCUGUACAAGAACUCUGUUAAGAUCAUGGGCACAAGCCCUCUGCAGAUCGACAGGGCCGAGGAUCGCUCCAUCUUCUCCGCGGUCUUGGACGAGCUGAAGGUGGCCCAGGCACCCUGGAAAGCUGUUAACACUUUGAAUGAGGCAUUGGAAUUUGCGAAGUCUGUGGGAUACCCCUGCUUGCUGAGACCUUCCUACGUUUUGAGUGGGUCUGCCAUGAAUGUGGUAUUCUCCGAGGAUGAGAUGAAAAAAUUCCUAGAGGAAGCCACUAGAGUCUCUCAGGAACACCCAGUGGUGCUGACAAAAUUUAUUGAGGGGGCCCGGGAAGUAGAAAUGGAUGCUGUCGGCAAAGAAGGAAGAGUUAUCUCCCAUGCCAUGUCUGAACACGUGGAGGACGCAGGUGUCCACUCGGGAGAUGCGACUCUGAUGCUGCCCACACAAACCAUCAGCCAAGGAGCCAUUGAAAAGGUGAAGGAUGCUACGCGAAAGAUCGCAAAGGCUUUUGCCAUCUCUGGCCCAUUCAACGUCCAAUUUCUUGUCAAAGGAAAUGAUGUCUUGGUGAUUGAGUGUAACCUGAGAGCUUCUCGAUCCUUCCCCUUUGUUUCUAAGACCCUUGGGGUGGACUUCAUUGAUGUGGCCACCAAAGUGAUGAUUGGAGAGAACAUUGAUGAGAAACCUCUUCCAACAUUGGAGCAUCCCAUCAUUCCUGCUGACUAUGUUGCAAUUAAGGCUCCCAUGUUUUCCUGGCCCCGGCUGAGGGAUGCUGACCCCAUUCUGCGGUGCGAGAUGGCUUCCACUGGAGAGGUGGCUUGUUUUGGAGAAGGUAUACAUACAGCUUUCCUAAAGGCAAUGCUUUCAACAGGAUUUAAGAUACCCCAGAAAGGCAUCCUCAUUGGCAUCCAGCAAUCAUUCCGUCCAAGAUUCCUUGGUGUGGCUGAACAAUUACACAAUGAAGGUUUCAAGCUCUUUGCCACGGAAGCCACGUCAGACUGGCUCAAUGCCAACAAUGUCCCUGCCACCCCAGUGGCAUGGCCAUCCCAGGAAGGACAGAAUCCCAGCCUCUCCUCCAUCAGAAAACUGAUUAGAGACGGCAGCAUUGACCUGGUGAUUAACCUCCCCAACAACAACACUAAAUUUGUCCACGAUAAUUAUGUGAUUCGGAGGACAGCCGUUGACAGUGGAAUUGCUCUCCUCACUAAUUUCCAGGUGACCAAACUUUUUGCUGAAGCUGUGCAGAAAUCACGCACCGUGGACUCCAAGAGUCUCUUCCACUACCGGCAGUCCAGUGCCGGGAAAGGGGUGUAGCCACGCAGACACCGGGCUCCCCCCGAAACCGCCUGAGCCUCAUUGCAUCCGAGGAACUGGUUCCCAGCU